This is a messenger RNA of Colletotrichum destructivum, 2332 nucleotides long. RefSeq names its product Putative N-glycosylation protein EOS1. Lineage: Eukaryota; Fungi; Ascomycota; Sordariomycetes; Glomerellales; Glomerellaceae. The record is from RefSeq and is a predicted model, not a curated record. Gene Ontology annotation, cellular component: endoplasmic reticulum membrane. Gene Ontology annotation, biological process: protein N-linked glycosylation; cellular response to oxidative stress. The transcript has 4 exons. The coding region runs from base 1058 to 1978 and encodes 306 amino acids.
UGGCUCGUCGACUUCUUUGCCAGCCACUAAGCACCUAGGUAAUCACAACCCUGCGAAUCAUUAUGUCACCUCGACUAUGGGGUUUUCCCGACUCCCUUUUUUAAUGACGACGCACGAAGCAUGGCGGUCGGUACCUUGCCCAGGUCCGGUUUGGUACUUACCAACCCGGGCAGGUGGUCGGGCACCUGUCACCAGGUCUCGAUUUGCAUCCGCACCUCUCGAGUUGUGGCUCUCGUGGACAACGCAGCAAUCAGUCUAUCAGAUAACGUCAGUUGGCGAACCUGGAAGGUCGGAAGCACAUUGCCUCGCCUGGAUUCGGCCUUGACCAGUCUUCCUGUUCCCGCAUCACACAUAACACCAUAGCUCGAGACCCAAUGAUUCCAUCCGUUUAAGCGUGCUCUUUUGGCCGUACAUCCUAUCCCACGCUCACAUUUCGCAAUUGACAAUUGCGGCACGCGACCUGUUCAAUCAACCAACCCUCCUCCCCUCCCCCGGUCGGUUCACUUGAUCUCUUCCCGUCCACGCAUUCAUUCCCUCCCCCCCCCCCUCUCUCUCUCUCUCUCUACGACUCCUCCAAUUCUGGGUGCUUGUCAUUGUUCUUUGAAAGGUGGAACAAAAGGAGAAGAAACAUAUCCCUCAUCCUCCUCCCUACUCGAAAAAAAAAGAAGGAGACGCUCCAACCAAGACGCACCACCACCACCACCAAUACGAAGGCUUCGGACCAGUCCGCCGAGACAAGAAACCAAAACGCUUGAGCUGGCCCUCUCUAUCGACCACUAGCCUCCUUGGCCGUUUUCUUCUUUGUAGACCUCACAAGCUUGAUUGACUACAUUCGUUUAGGCCUCCUCCAAAGCCUGACGUCGGGCCGGCCCAUCUCAAAAUAGCUUCCUCCCCCCUCCCACUCCAGUUCUUCCAUCUCCAUCUCCGUCUCCUCCACCUCAAUCCUGUCCAGAUCCUGAUGCCGCGGCCGCCGCUGUCACCUGCAACAUCGACAAUUUCUCCAUCAUCGAUGGCCGCGCGAUCCGCCGCACAACCACCGCUCUACCUCGCAGCUUAGAUGGCGCACGCCGCCUCUUCCGACCACCACCAUCAUCACCACCACAACGGCACCCCGAUCCCCCCAAACGGCUACCCACCUCCCCCGGACGCCGACGACAGCCCCCCCUCGUACCCGUCCUACCCACCGGACCUCGCUCUCUCCUCCUCCCUCCUCGAGCCGCGCAUCGCUGUUGUUCUCAACGUCCCGAAGCCAUGGCGCCCCUGGCUCUUCGCCUGCCGCUUACUUUCCAUAUUCCCAGCCAUCUUCUGGGCCCUGCAGCCCGCCUUGACCUUGCUGGUUCAGAUCAUCCCCGUCGCCGUCCCCGGCGGUAAGAAGGCCGUCGACGCCGCCGCCGCCUCGGGCGUUGGAGUCGGCGUCGGCGUCGGAGGGUUCGCGGGGAGCACGUGUCCGCCCCCCAAUUGGCCUCCCGGACACCCCGAGAUACCGUUCCCGUGGACCGAAAUGUCCUUAGGACUCAUGUGGUGCGGAGCUUCUGCGUACCUUUCCUUCUUUUUCAUAGACUGCCUGAUGUCGCGAUGGCUCAUCAACUACACCCCGCAAGCGACGAUAAUCCGCCUUCUGACCAUCAACGCCACGAACGCUUUCCUCACCGAGCGCAUACUGACCUUCUCCGGCGGCUUCGAGGAUCCCAGACUCCUUCUCCCGGGCUGGGUCACCAUAGCGACGACCCUUACAAUAGCCUACCACAUAACCCAGCGGAGCAUCAAUAUCCAAAAGGAGACGUCCACCUCGAUCAACAUUUUCUCCAUCGCCAGCUUCAUCAGCAUGAUCUCCCUCCUCGCCCAUCUCCACUACAACGGCUCCGACUACCCCGAGAAGCCCUUCGAGUCCCUCGCUCGCUUGAUGCUCGACCAGGCCCGCCGUCUGCCCGGCGAGGCCAUCCUGCCUUCGUAUCCGCCUUCGCAUAGCGAGUUGUAGCGAUUAUGUGUCCUUUUUUACCUUGUUCCUUUGUGCGAGAUGGAGCGUAUCUCGCGUGAGGUGUCCGGGAGAGCGAGAAGAGAGCGAACCCGCGAUCCAGAGAAGGGGUUGCUCACAUUUAUUUGGCUGAAUUAUUUUGAUGUAUGGAAGAUCUGCUUUGAGAAACAUAGAUACCCACAUUCGAGUUAUGAUGUACUUGCCCCCACCCCUUUUCUUCUUCUUUUUUUCCCCUGGUUCUGGAUGAACUUACAAUAUGAACGGUCUCCAGACUUCGCUGGGUGUCAGCCGGUGGCACUUAGCUAAAAACGAGCUUGCCAAAUAUUCGGCUCCUGAGUUCUAGUUGUAAGGCUCGAU